UUGGACUAUAAAUACAAUAGAGAAACAUGUUCUUAUCCAAAGCGUCUCUUUUUCUUUUUCCUGUAAAAAGGUCACUUAAGAAUAGACUGUUUUACGUCCACAAUAGCAUUAUUUAUCCAAAAAGAACGUUCUCCACCACAAUGACAGUAAUGGCUCAAGACGAAAAAGAACGUGUUUGUAUCAUUGGAUCUGGUAAUUGGGGUUCAGCAGUAGGUAAAAUCAUUGGUGAAAAUGUCUUGAAAUACCCAGCUUUAUUUGAGCCCGAAGUCAAACAAUGGGUCUUUGAAGAGAUGUACAAAGGUGAAAAGCUCACGGACGUUAUUAAUCGUGAGAAAGAAAACCCAAAGUAUUUACCAGGCAUUAAAUUCACCAGCAACAAUAUAACCGCUGUGCCUGACUUGAUCGAAGCCACUAAAGGAGCCACCAUUCUUGUCUUUGUUUUGCCUCAUCAAUUCGUACGUGGCGUAUGUAACGCAUUAAAGAAAUCAGAAAAGACAGCUCACCCCUCAGCCAAAGCCAAAAAGGAUAUCAAAGCUAUCUCACUCAUCAAAGGAUUGGAUAUUAAACCAGAAGGAGUCACCUUAUUCUCAGAAGAAAUCGCCCGACAUUUGGGCUUGAAAAAUGUAGCAGCAUUGAGUGGUGCGAAUAUAGCAGAUGAAGUUGCUUUAGAACGAUUCUGUGAAACCACCAUUGGCUGUCAAUCGGAAGAGAAUGGUCAGUUGUUCUUCAAACUCUUCAACACACACUAUUUCCACGUCAAUGUCAUAAAGGACCAUGUGGGUGUCGAAUUAUGCGGUGCUUUGAAGAACGUGGUAGCUGUAGGAACAGGUAUAUCCGACGGCCUUGGUUAUGGUAGUAACACAAAAGCCGCCAUCAUAAGACUGGGCCUGAUGGAAAUGCGCAAAUUUGGCCAGACGUUUUUUGGUUCAGCCGUAGAAGAUACCACCUUUUUUGAAUCCUGUGGUGUGGCCGACUUGAUCACUACUUGUUCAGGUGGCCGUAACCGUAGAGUAGCUGAGGCUUUUGCAAAGACAGGUAAACCCAUUGACGAACUGGAAAAGGAAUUACUGAACGGACAGAAGCUGCAGGGGACAUUGACAGCUCAUGAGGUCCAUCAGUUCCUCUCAGCUCGUGGCAAAACUCAAGACUUUCCAUUAUUCGAAACAGUCUACCGUAUCAUUUAUGAAAGAGCGCCCCUAGAAUCCAUUGUUCGUAAUAUCACCCUUUAAAAAGUCGAAUCUCUUUUUAUUUUAUUUGCAUUUUCCACAGUAGAUUCGCGCAUUGUAUCAUUAAGUUAGUUACGGAUAAAAAUAGUAUUUCUGAUGGUUUGAAUAAAGUUAUUUUUGUAGAAAAUCAAAGAAUCUAUCA
Messenger RNA from Mycotypha africana, 1368 nucleotides. RefSeq names its product glycerol-3-phosphate dehydrogenase 1. Lineage: Eukaryota; Fungi; Mucoromycota; Mucoromycetes; Mucorales; Mycotyphaceae. The record is from RefSeq and is a predicted model, not a curated record. Bases 27 to 1229 code for a protein of 400 amino acids. Gene Ontology annotation, cellular component: glycerol-3-phosphate dehydrogenase (FAD) complex; nucleus; cytosol. Gene Ontology annotation, molecular function: glycerol-3-phosphate dehydrogenase [NAD(P)+] activity; protein homodimerization activity; NAD binding. Gene Ontology annotation, biological process: glycerol-3-phosphate catabolic process; carbohydrate metabolic process. The transcript is spliced from 2 exons.